Molecule: messenger RNA, 944 nt
Organism: Zingiber officinale
Lineage: Eukaryota; Viridiplantae; Streptophyta; Magnoliopsida; Zingiberales; Zingiberaceae
Product: basic blue protein-like
Exons: 2
Coding region: 373-756 (127 amino acids)
Cellular component (GO): plasma membrane
Molecular function (GO): electron transfer activity
Source: RefSeq, a predicted model, not a curated record
UGACUUUGGUGCUCGGCAGAGAACAGAAAACAGAGACUGCUCUGACUCUCUUGUCCGAGUAAUGAAUUCCGUGAGAGAGGUAAGAGGGUGAGCUCAGUGGCGGUAGGCGAGUGGUUGGUCGAUUUCAAUUGCAGUUGGUACAAAUCCUCCACCGACAGGCCUCAGUAAAAUUUAGCACCCUCAACGACUUCUCGCUGCAAUUUCCAUUCUAACUCCAUUAACCUUUCUUCCCCCCACCCCACUACGGCACUACCUCUAUUUGAUCAUUCUCUUUCCCUCUAUAUAAUCGACCUUUUCCUUCUCACUUUCAUCCAACAGAGUCGAGUAUACGUCUCUUCCCUCUUCUAGUAGAAGUCGAUCUUUAGGAGACACAUGGCUCAGGGAAGUGGCAGUGCCAGCCGAGCUACCGCCGCCCUCGGGCUGGCCUUACUACUCUGCCUCCUCCUUGCUCACGCUGCUGACGCAGCUACCUACACCGUCGGCGACAGCGGCGGCUGGACCUUCAACACGGCCAGCUGGACCCGCGGGAAGCGAUUCCGCGCCGGCGACGUCCUCGUGUUCAGGUACAGCCCCUCGGUGCACAACGUGGUGGCGGUGAGCGUGGCCGGCUACAACGGCUGCUCGGCGCCGCGCGGCUCCCGGACUUACACCUCCGGCAACGACCGCAUCACCCUCGCCAGAGGCAGCAACUACUUCAUCUGCAGCAUCGCCGGCCACUGCCAGGCCGGCAUGAAGAUAGCCGUCGUCGCUGCCUGAGCAAUCUAUCUAAUUUAUCAGUAAUUUAUAUACUUCUCCGCAAUAUAUCAGCCAUCGAGUGACUUAAAUAAAAUACUUCGAUCCUGUCGACGCGAGGGGGCACCCUGUUUGUAAUGGAUCAAUAUAGUUAAAAGUAGUAGAAUUACGAUGCAAAAAUUUGAUUUUUGGUAGUUAUUGCGUUAUCCAUA